Messenger RNA from Sinocyclocheilus grahami, 2518 nucleotides. RefSeq names its product calcium/calmodulin-dependent protein kinase Ib (gene camk1b). Lineage: Eukaryota; Metazoa; Chordata; Actinopteri; Cypriniformes; Cyprinidae. Gene Ontology annotation, molecular function: protein kinase activity; ATP binding. The transcript has 13 exons. The coding region runs from base 110 to 1300 and encodes 396 amino acids. Gene Ontology annotation, biological process: protein phosphorylation. The record is from RefSeq and is a predicted model, not a curated record.
GGAAGCAGCAGCAGCAGGCAGAGCUCCGCGAGACCAGUGCGAGCGCACUACAUUCAGAUCACAGCCAGAGACGCGCCUCUGCACCUCUGCACCUCUGCGAUACACAGCCAUGGGAAGCCAUUUAUCCAACAUUGACCGUAGCAAAAUGCCAUUGGGAGAGGAUGGACACUCUUGGAAAAAGAAAACGUCGAGCAUCAAGGACAUCUAUGACUUCAAAGAGGUUUUGGGAACAGGGGCUUUUUCUGAGGUGAUGCUCGCAGAGGAGAAGAGGACUAGAAAACUAGUGGCGAUAAAAUGCAUCCCAAGAAAAGCUCUGGAGGGGAAAGAGAACAGCAUUGAAAAUGAGAUCGCCGUGCUCCACAAGAUUAAACAUGCCAACAUAGUUUCCCUGGAGGACAUCUAUGAGAGUAAAUCACACCUCUACCUUGUCAUGCAACUAGUGUCCGGUGGUGAGCUCUUCGACAGGAUUGUGGAAAAAGGAUUUUACACGGAGAAAGAUGCCAGUAAGCUCAUCCAGCAGAUCCUGGAUGCUGUGAAGUACCUGCAUGACAUGGGCAUCGUGCACAGAGACCUGAAGCCAGAGAACCUGCUGUACUACAGUAUGGAUGAAGACUCCAAAAUCAUGAUCAGUGAUUUUGGCCUGUCAAAGAUUGAGGGUUCAGGUAGUGUGAUGAGUACAGCGUGUGGCACUCCUGGAUAUGUAGCUCCUGAGGUUCUGGCACAGAAGCCAUACAGUAAAGCAGUGGACUGCUGGUCAAUCGGGGUCAUCGCUUACAUUCUUUUAUGUGGCUAUCCACCAUUUUACGAUGAGAACGAUGCCAAGCUCUUUGAGCAGAUCCUGAAGGCAGAGUAUGAGUUUGAUUCACCGUACUGGGAUGAUAUCUCUGACUCAGCCAAAGAUUUCAUUGUGCAUUUAAUGGAAAAAGAUCCCAGUCAGCGUUACACGUGUGAACAGGCUCUUCAGCACCCAUGGAUCGCUGGAGACACAGCAUUGGAUAAGAAUAUCCAUGAAUCUGUCAGUGCCCAAAUUAAGAAGAACUUUGCCAAAAGCAAGUGGAAGCAAGCAUUUAAUGCCACAGCAGUAGUUCGUCACAUGCGCAGGCUGCAGUUGGGAACCAGUCAGGAGGGCCAAACGCAGUCCACCCUGCCCAGCCCCUGCCACGGGCACCUGCUGCUGCCCGAGGGGGACGAAGAAGAGAGCUCCCUGCAGAGGGAAAACAGUGGCUGUUCUGAGGGUGUCAGUGAUGGAAAUGACAUCCAGAACUGCACCUACCAUGUCCAUUCUACUAGUCGGGUCUGAAUGUCAAUCAUCUUGCAGUAACCAAUGACUGACUGUCCUGUUUUUCCAAUGGAGUCCUGCCACACCCCCAGUCUGGCCAGGAAUACUUAGUAGUUCCAGCAUCCUGCCACUUGGAGGUGCUGCAAUGUAAAGAACCAAGGUGGGAAUGGGGUCACUACUAUUCCAAUGGAGCGAUUCUGUUUAAUGAGAGUUCGAAAAGAUACAAGAAGAUUGCCACAGGCAUUUCAUGGGUAAUAUAUACUAUUGUGGAAGCUGGAUAGAGAUUGGACAGUGUUUUAAUUCGUUUUUUAAAACAACACCGUCUACUUUCAUUUUUCUUUUCCUGAACUAAACGUCCACAGGCCUGUUUCUCGUUUAAUUCAAAAUGCGACAGUGGCUGAUGGUAUGUGGCCUGAUUUAAUGCACAUACAUUUUAGAUUUGGUGACAUUUUAUGAGAUUAUGAAUUUUGGCGUUAGAUUAUGCUAAGAUUUCCCAUUUUAGAUGCACAUCUUGAACGGUAAAUAUUCUUUCUUUUCAACUGAGGUACAAACAGAUUUCACAUCCAUUGCCACAUCUCAGUUGCUUUGUACAUCCAAAAGAAGCGCUGAUUUCAUGUAAAUUACAUUUUAGUUUGUUUUUUAAAUGUUUUUUUAUUUUAAACAUUUAACGUCUUUUUUACACUAAGUCUUCACAACAGAUCAUUCAGUCAGUAUGUUUAAGAGCGUCUUUCUCACUUCAAAUGUUUUCUGUGGUGCCUUCAUGGAUUCAGUAUCAAUGUUCUACUCUUUUUUUUGUUUUUGUUUUUUUUGUUUAAAUAUGUUUUGAUCUUUUCAGUUGGGAAUGUUGGACGCUGUACAUGUUAAAACAUUGCUGUUUAUCAUCAAAUUCACCUACAUGGCAUAUAAGGCUAUUCUAAGCUAUGCACUGUCGGUGGACGCUUUGUAAAUGUCUAAUGUUUAAUGCUGCCAUCCUGUAAAUAUUGCAAAGCUAUUGUUUUUUGUAAACCCCUUUCUAUUACAACAUUAAAAAUACUCAGGGGAGGAAUUGAAAUCAGAGAAUUGUGAUAUACUGAAUGAUAAUUUUACAAGAAAAAAAACUAUAGGAUACUGAAUAAAUGUCACUACAAGGGUCCAUAUUAUAUAAAUAUAUUUGACAAUUUGGAUUCUUUUCAAUGUUGGAAUCUGUAUGAAAGUAACCUCCAUUAAACUACAUGAAUGUGUGACUUGACUCCGAUUUUA